AUGGAGAAACAAAUUGUUGACUAUGUAUUUGUACCAUUAGGCCUUGUACUAAUGGUUACUUAUCACAUUUGGCUUCUCCAUCAAAUCUUGAAGCACCCAAACCGAACUGUAAUCGGCAUCAAUGCAAUCAAUCGCCGCCUGUGGGUUCGCGCCAUGAUGGAGGACACAUCCAAGAACGGAGUGUUGGCUGUACAAACGCUAAGAAACAACAUAAUGGCAUCGACCCUUUUAGCAUCGACGGCUAUUAUGCUGAGUUCCCUCAUCGUCAUGUUGAUGACUGGUGUCGGUGGCGGUGGCGGUGAGAACCGUUCAACAAGGCUCGUUUUUGGAGACAAAAAAAAGAAGACGGACGAAGAGGCCAAUUGA
Fraxinus pennsylvanica is the source of this 366-nucleotide messenger RNA. Lineage: Eukaryota; Viridiplantae; Streptophyta; Magnoliopsida; Lamiales; Oleaceae. The record is from the annotation of a GenBank genome assembly.